Cydia pomonella (codling moth) is the source of this 1548-nucleotide messenger RNA. Its product is annotated as aquaporin-like. Gene Ontology annotation, biological process: transmembrane transport. Gene Ontology annotation, molecular function: water channel activity. Lineage: Eukaryota; Metazoa; Arthropoda; Insecta; Lepidoptera; Tortricidae. The transcript has 6 exons. Gene Ontology annotation, cellular component: plasma membrane. The record is from RefSeq and is a predicted model, not a curated record. The coding region runs from base 657 to 1493 and encodes 278 amino acids.
AUGAAGAGCGCGGACAAGUGGUGAUUUAGCCAAUGCGGAAAUCACUUCAGCUAGAGACAGUCCAGUUACUAUAUUUUCUUAUCACUUUUAGACAAUACAUGAGGUCACUAGGAAUCUAAUCUCCUUACAUGGAAUGCGAAAAUUAGCGUAUCUCCCUGUUGCUUCUACAAACAUUGUCAGCUGAAAAUCUUAAGUGAAUCGCGAUAUAGGCCGUGUAAACAGUAUAAUAUAACUCGAGAUAACGUGUUCCGAUAGACACCUGCCAUUUGUGGAGCGUUUACUGAGUUGUUGAUCCGUCUUUAUGGUUAAAAACACUAAAUAACUUUCAAUAAAGAAAAAAAUACCGCGAGAAAAGAAUUAAAACUUAACGUGGUUACCCCAAAGUAUAAAGCCCUAAGGUUAAAAGCUUUAGAAGUAACUACAGUACUGAUUAGAAAUGUGUAUGAAUGCAAGUUGAUGUGUAUUUGAAUUUUAACGGAAAUUCCAUAACAAUUUGAUACACGUGCUCUUUUAAGAUUUGUAACUUUUUAAAGAAUUUAUUAUAACUUAUUAAAUCCCUCAGUAAUUGUAUCUAAAUGUGCAGUGAGUAGAAAUACGUUUGGCUAGGUUUAGGCUGCAAAGUGUCAGUGGAAACAGAACAGACAGAGACGGAAAUCAUGUCUCUGUCAUCAAAGGAGGUCACCGCACAGCGGCGCCCAAAAAGCCGCUGGAGUUGUGGACUGGACUACACAGCGCGCGGCGUUCUGCUAGCAGAAUGGGCGGGCACAGCGCUGCUGGUCUUGUUGAGCUGUCUGCCAGCAUGCGCCGGCGCGCCGCAGUAUGCGCGCGCAGGCGCCGCGGGUCUUGCUGUUGCGCUCCUAGUUCAGUGCUUCGACCACAUCUCUGGCGCCAUGUUCAACCCUACUGUCCUCCUCGCAGCAAUGCUAACGCGGCGCGUGGCGCCCGGGCUGGGUGCCGGCAUGUUCGGCGCGCAGCUGCUGGGCGCCGCGACGGGCACCGGCCUACUACGGUUACUGGCGCCUGGGUCUGACGCCGCUGAUUUGUGUCUCACAUUACCCAUGGAUACCUUAUCGGUGUACAAGGCGGUGUGCAUUGAGGCUGUACUGGGAGGGCUACUGGCGCUAGCCAACAUGGCGUCAUGGGACCCUCGCAAUCGACUGCUAGCCGACUCCUGGCCGCUACGAAUAGGUCUCAGCGUUGCUGGCCUAUCUAUUAUCGCGGGUCCACUGACGGGUGCCAGCAUGAACGCAGCGCGCAGCUUCGGGCCUGCACUGUGGACUGGGAACUGGGACCACCAUUGGAUAUACUGGGUAGGUCCCUUAAGCGGUUCACUUCUGUGCACGCUGGUCUACCGCCGUAUAUGGGCCGUGGACGGCACGCCGCCGGCGCGCGCGGCGCCCGACGUCACCGCAGCGUUUCCGCUGCGGCGCGAGCGCGUGUCGCGCGAUCCCGCGGUGGAGCGGGAGUCAAAGAAGACGCAUUAUUCUGUGUAAAUGCUUUUUAUAGCUGACUGUUACUAUCAUAAUAAAAAUAUAACUUUGUUUUUAA